Molecule: messenger RNA, 1161 nt
Organism: Diaporthe batatas
Lineage: Eukaryota; Fungi; Ascomycota; Sordariomycetes; Diaporthales; Diaporthaceae
Exons: 2
Coding region: 1-1161 (386 amino acids)
Biological process (GO): ubiquitin-dependent protein catabolic process; protein polyubiquitination; positive regulation of proteasomal ubiquitin-dependent protein catabolic process
Cellular component (GO): cytoplasm; ubiquitin ligase complex
Molecular function (GO): ubiquitin protein ligase activity; ubiquitin conjugating enzyme binding
Source: RefSeq, a predicted model, not a curated record
AUGGCUGAUCAAGGACAAUUGAAACUCAUUGGUGUGCCGAAGUUCUCCACAGACUUCGAGGUUGUGGGCAUUUCUGAUGAGAUAGAGGGAGAAAUGCUUGCCAUCAACUCCAUCUACGGUGACGGAACGUGGGAGAUUGAAACGACAUAUAUCGACAACGGCAGCCCCAAGAUCCGAACAAGGCUGAAAGUCCCGUCGCAAGACCUCUCGAGCGUUGAGGAGUGCGUUUCUCUGAACAUCGUAUUGCCUUCAACGUAUCCUCACCAAAGGCCAGAGUUCAAGGGAGUCAACAAGUGGGCCAAACUGUCCCGACGCAACCGAAACAUUUGCACUCUGGUCUUUGUGGCUAUCCACCAAAAUUUUAGUACGGGGAAUGUCUGCAUCCACGAUGCUCUGUUAUAUGUAGCAGAACGGAGCAGUCUUUUGAAUGAGAGCGGCAUGCUGGAUGCAAACAAGACAGGUGACGUUGAGCCUGGUCUGGUCGACGAGCUCCAGUGGACUCUUUGGGAUGACUUGAACAUCAGCAACAUCUCUGCUGAGACGUCCUGCACCGUCUGCAUGGACGAGGGCCUCGCCUUUCAAAUGGCCCCACUGCCCUGCGGUUGUCAUUACUGCAUGACCUGUUUCACCGCCGGCUGGGGUGUUGCGUUUGGCGCGCUGGAGCCCUACACCUGCUGCCUCCAACGCGUCCCCGUGAGCCUGAUCGAAUCCCGCGUCAAACCCGGACAAAACGACAUAAAGCGCUACACCCAGAUGCUCCUCGCGCGCGACACAGCCCACCCAUUCUUCUGCGCCUACUUCAAGAAGUGCGGCAAGCUGGUAGGCGGUUUCGACGAGAAGGCCCUUCGCUUCGCAGCAUCGAAGCGAGGCGGCGGCGGCAUCCUCUGCCGGUCAUGCAGGCUCUGGACCUGUGCAAAGUGUCGGACGCCGAAACACACCGGCGAAUGUGUGACUGACCCAGACAUGGCCAAGCUGUUCGAGACGGCUGAUAUCCGGCGGUGUCCAAAGUGCAGCGAGGCGAUCGAGAAGGACGGCGGCUGCCCCCACAUGAUCUGCCGGUCCUGCGGCAGCGACUGGUGGUGGAAGAGGAGCGGCGCGCUUGAGCCGUUCCUGGGCUACGGCCGGCACGACGACGACGACUGGCUUGACCAGGAGGACUAA